AUGCCGAAGGACGCUCUGGACAGACGGAUAGUUCCAGAGCAGUUGUUAGCAACGCUGGCGCGCCAACAAGCCCGCGUUGAGGUCUGGUUAUUCGAAAACACCAGAUACUCUCUGGAAGGCACCUUGCGCGGCUUCGACGAACACACCAAUCUAGUUCUGGUCGACACCGUGGAGCAGUGGGGAAGUACUGCAAAGCAUAAGCGGCGGACGGUUGCUCUAGGGACGAUCCUCCUCAAAGGCGAAAACGUCGUCCUCGUUCGGUCGCUGGGGAUGCCAACCCAGCGAAAAGAGGUCACGCACAGCGCGACUCGGGAGUGA
Molecule: messenger RNA, 318 nt
Organism: Cyanidioschyzon merolae strain 10D
Lineage: Eukaryota; Rhodophyta; Bangiophyceae; Cyanidiales; Cyanidiaceae
Product: Sm protein E
Exons: 1
Coding region: 1-318 (105 amino acids)
Biological process (GO): mRNA splicing, via spliceosome; spliceosomal snRNP assembly
Cellular component (GO): U4/U6 x U5 tri-snRNP complex; U1 snRNP; U4 snRNP
Molecular function (GO): RNA binding
Source: RefSeq, a predicted model, not a curated record